AUGGGAUUUGGUAAUAACAAUAACAACGGGGGUUUUCCUGGUGACCAUCGAGGAAUUACGGCUAGGUCAUCAAGUUAUGAUGGUGGUGCUGGAUCACUGGAAAUACAGGGGGGCAUUAGCAAUGGUACCAGAGUAAGUAAUUCUUGUUCUUUUUCUGCCUCGCCAAGUGGACAGCAGUCUAAGUCAAAUAAUGACAACCGUGAUUUGCGAAUAGAGAAAGGAACUAAAGAAUCACAUAUUAAUACUAAUUUAAGUAAUCAUAACAUUGUCAGCAACGAUAAACCGGAAUCAAAUGAUUCCGGGUCAUCGAAAAGAGAGACUGAGGAAGAGAAAAAAAAGAGGUUGAGAAGAGAGAAACUCGAAGCAUGGAAGAAGAAAAAAGAGCAGCAAAAGGCGGCAUCGUCAAAAUCACCUGGGCCACCACUUGUUCUGAUAUCUUCUGUUACAGCAAAAAAACCUGUCAUUCUUACUAAGCCCAAAGUCUUAAACGCUAAUGGCUUCAAGAACCGAAAGACAUUUGGAGUAAAGGGUCAAAAGGCGAAAACAACUAUCAGGCUGGUGUUUGAAAACGACAGUGAUAAUGAUAAACGAGAAUUUAAGAGGCCAAAGAUUUUAAAUCGAAAAUCUCUACCCAUUGCUCCUAAAUCUGACAAUCAUUCGGAAGAUAUUGACGUCCAAGAUCUGCUUGAUGAAUUUUUGGCGAAUAUGGCGGACAGCUCAAAAGAUCUGCUGGUUGGAGAAGAGCUUGAAGUGGUGGCAGAUUCUGAUGAAGAGAAUUUGGCCAGCAUGGACGAUGAUAAUAAUCACAAAGAAAAUGUUAUGGAUAUCAUCAGCAAAAUGAAAUCUAAUAGCUCGAAGGAGAAAAAAUUAUGUAAGGUCGACCACAGCGAAAUUGACUAUCUGGACUUUAGGAAAAACUUUUACAUUGAAAGCCAGGAAGUUAGCGGUUUAGAUAAAGAUGUGGUUAAUAUUUUGAGAAUGGAAUUAGAUGGUAUAAAAGUCAAUGGAAUAAACCCCCCAAAUCCUGUCCUCAUUUGGUCACAAUUGGGUUUGCCCUCUCACUACUUGGAUAUCCUUGUGGAUGAUCUAAAGUUUGAAAAACCAACUCCGAUUCAGGCACAAAGUAUACCAGCAACUCUCCAAGGAAGAGAUAUUAUUGGUAUUGCCAAAACAGGAUCAGGUAAGAGCUUAAGUUUCAUCCUUCCCUUGUUUAGACAUAUCAAUGAUCGAAGAAGUUCUAACAUUAAAGAUCCUUUGGCUAUUAUAUUGGUUCCAACCAGAGAAUUGGCGGUCCAAACUCAUAAAGUAGCAAAAAUGAUUGAUGCUACGGUGAAAUCAAUACCUUUAUUUGGUGGUGAAAAUAUAUCAAAACAAAUAAGCAAGCUAGCUGGGGGAAUUGAUCUAGUAAUUGCCACUCCUGGACGAUUAAUAGAUUUAUUGUCCUUAAAAAAGCUAUCCCUAAUACAAGUAACUUUUGUGGUCAUAGAUGAAGCAGAUAGAAUGUUUGAUAUGGGCUUUCAGCCGCAAAUCAGUAUGAUCCUUGAUUGUAUUAGACCUGACAGUCAAAAAGUAUUAUUCAGUGCCACGUUUCCUCUCAAACUAGAGAAACUAGCUAGAAAAAUUUUGAAUCGUGACCCCUUGGAAAUUAAAAUCGGUUUGAAAGGUGUUAAUGAAGAUGUGAAACAACAUAUUGAAAUUUUUGAAAAUGAAAAUCAAAAGUUUUUAAAACUAUUGGAAAUUCUUGGUCAUUUUUUUAAUCAGGGUAAACCAUUCUUGGGAUUAGAUACCUCAAGUGAGGACAAAGUUUUAAUCUUUGUCGAUAGACAAGAAAACUGCGAUUCUCUUUCAAAAAGAUUAGUAAAUAAAGGUUAUGAAUGUGAGGCGUUACAUGGGGGUAAAAACCAAGCUGAAAGAGACCAAUCCAUAAACAAUUUCAAAAAGGGUAAGAAUAAAAUAUUGAUUGCAACCUCAAUUGCUGCAAGGGGUUUAGACGUUCUUGGAUUAAAACUAGUAAUCAACUAUGAUUGUCCAAACCAUAUCGAGGAUUAUGUCCAUAGAGCUGGAAGAACUGGGAGAGCUGGGGCAAAAGGUAUAGUUGUCUCAUUUUUGAUGGAAUCACAAGAGAGAGCAGCAUACGAUAUCGCUAAAGCGUUGAAAUUGUCCAACGUUGAGGUGCCUACCCGGUUAAAGGACCUUGCAAAUCAAUUUCUACUUGGAAUAAAGAAAGGAAAAGAGAAGUUCUUCAUGGGAUUUGGUGGUAAAGGCUUGGAGAAACUUGAGGCUCAGAGGGACGAGAAAAAAAGGCUAAUCAAGCAAAAAUUCGACACUGGAGAUGUUGGGGCUGAUGUAGAUGAGAAUACUAAAGUUAAUGAGAAAGCUAGUGAAGCUGAUAGUAAAGCCAUUGGUAGCAAGUUGGCAGAGAUAUCGGACUUUGAAGUCCAUGAAGGCAAAGCUGAGAACUCUCCAGACUCUGGGGCGUUCCACUCUAAAAUUAAUGUUAACGACCUUCCCCAAAAUGUUAGAUGGAAUGUCACGAAUAGAGAGGCCAUCCGAAGAAUUAUUGAGGAUACAAGCUGUUCGCUUACUUCAAAAGGUAGGUUUUACAAAGACUUGGAUAAGCCAAUUAAGGACACUGAUGAGCCCAAGUUAUAUUUACUCAUUGAAGGUGAUACGCGACAUCAAGUUGCGAAUGCUGUAAACUUGAUAAAGGAAUCGAUCAUCCAAGCAAUGAGGGUUCAUUUGAUGGAUGAGGCAAAGAAAAGUUCCACUGGGCGUUAUACCGUUGCUUAA
Saccharomycopsis crataegensis is the source of this 2790-nucleotide messenger RNA. Its product is annotated as DEAD-box RNA helicase PRP5. Gene Ontology annotation, molecular function: RNA binding; ATP binding; RNA helicase activity. Bases 1 to 2790 code for a protein of 929 amino acids. The transcript has a single exon. The record is from RefSeq and is a predicted model, not a curated record. Lineage: Eukaryota; Fungi; Ascomycota; Saccharomycetes; Ascoideales; Saccharomycopsidaceae.